AUAAAAGUUGAGAAGAAUUCCGUCCAAAUUAAGUAUGUACUUUUUUUAUGGUAAAGUGGAGCUUCAUCUUCUUUUGAGUGUUCAAAGUAGUGAAGGAGACUGUGUCGGUAAAGGGAUGGUUACAAGAGAAUAGUAUCAGCAAUUCAAUACAGAAGAUGUAUUCUCAAGAAUCAUCGGACAAAAAUAUCCUCUUCAAACCCAACAUGGCUUUAGUUAUCAGCACCCUGAAUGGCGCUUCGCAUGCCAAUCGCGUCCAUGAUUUCCAGCUUCAGGUUAAAUGGCGCCAUCAUGGGGCUAGGCGCCCUCUGUGUGUGCAACUCCUUUCAGGCGUUCAGCAGUUGGCGCCAUGGUUGGCUUGUAUUGGACAAUGCCACAUUCCACCCAAAAGUUUCUCACUUGCAGGAUCAAAGAUGGUCUCACGAGGAGUCCCUCAAAUUCUGGAUACUUCACCCCAAGCUAUCUGAUGGACAGUCUGCACAGAAGGGAAUAAUGGAUUUUUAAAGCGACAGAGAAACUUUCUUGUUAAGCUGAAGUUUUUUUGUUUGCUGGUUUUUUUACAGAGUAUAGAUGCCAUGUUAGACAUGACGUUGAAAUUGUACUACUUGUAAUUACUUUUGUGGUGCACUAACUUAGUGCUUAUCCAUCUAUAAUAAUAUACCUUAUGAUGUAAUAUUUUAAUUAUAUUAUACUAACAUAAUAUUCUCUCUC
Molecule: messenger RNA, 708 nt
Organism: Capsicum annuum
Lineage: Eukaryota; Viridiplantae; Streptophyta; Magnoliopsida; Solanales; Solanaceae
Exons: 3
Coding region: 156-464 (102 amino acids)
Source: RefSeq, a predicted model, not a curated record